Molecule: messenger RNA, 1621 nt
Organism: Gilbertella persicaria
Lineage: Eukaryota; Fungi; Mucoromycota; Mucoromycetes; Mucorales; Choanephoraceae
Product: pyruvate kinase
Exons: 11
Coding region: 23-1594 (523 amino acids)
Biological process (GO): glycolytic process
Cellular component (GO): cytoplasm
Molecular function (GO): pyruvate kinase activity; magnesium ion binding; potassium ion binding
Source: RefSeq, a predicted model, not a curated record
UUUACUUUAUCCUUAUAUCAAAAUGUCACCUAUCAUUAAUUCUGAAGCCACAUCCAAUAUUCAAUGGAUUGCGAAUAUGAAUGUUGAUGUCGAACCCACAGCUGGACGUAAGACUAGUAUCAUUGGCACUAUUGGUCCUAAGACAAACAGUGUUGAAAUGAUCACUCGACUUAGAAAUGCAGGAUUGAAUGUUGUUCGUAUGAAUUUUUCUCAUGGCACACAUGAAUACCAUAAAUCUGUUAUUGAUAAUACGCGUAAAAGUGCUGAACUUUAUCCUGGCCGCCCUGUGGCUAUUGCUCUUGAUAAUAAAGGACCUGAAAUCCGUACGGGUAACAUGAAGGAUAAUGCUGAAGUAUCCAUCCAUACUGGUCACAAAAUGACGUUUUCUGUGGAUGAACAAUAUGCAGAAUGCUCGGAUGAAAAGAUCCUCUAUAUUGACUACAAGAACCUGCCUAAAGUGAUUAAAGUAGGCAAGACCAUCUAUAUUGAUGACGGUGUUCUCUCUUUUGAAGUACUCGAGGUCAAUGAAGACUCACUUGAAGUUGUUGCCAAAAAUAACGGCAAACUGUCUUCUCAUAAAGGUGUCAACUUACCUAAUACCGAUGUUGAUUUACCUGCUUUGUCUGACAAAGAUAAAGCUGAUUUAAGAUUCGGCGUUGAGCAAAAAGUAGAUGUUAUCUUUGCCUCCUUUGUGCGUCGCGGUCAAGACGUAAAGGAUAUCCGCCGAGUUUUGGGGAAGAUGAUAGAAAACCAUCAAGGUGUAGAGAACUUUGAUGAUAUUCUUAAAGAGACAGAUGGUGUGAUGGUUGCUCGUGGCGAUAUGGGUAUUGAAAUCCCUCUUGAACGCGUGUUUAUUGCUCAAAAGAUGAUGAUAACUAAGUGCAACUUGGCUGGUAAGCCUGUAAUUUGUGCAACACAAAUGCUCGAGUCUAUGACAUACCACCCCAGACCCACUCGUGCCGAAGUAUCCGAUGUGGCCAAUGCUGUACUGGAUGGUGCCGACUGUGUUAUGCUUUCUGGUGAAACAGCUAAAGGAAACUACCCUGUUGACGCUGUCAAAACCAUGCAUGAAAUCUGUAGACUUGCUGAGGCAUCCAUGUGUUACCCUGCCAUCUUUAACGAGCUUCGUUCAUUGACUACUUUGCCUACAGAAACAACAGAAACAGUCGCAUGUGCUGCUGUUGCUGCUGCUCAUGAGCAAGAUGCAGGUUGCAUUAUUGUCUUGACUACCUCUGGUAGCUCUGCCCAAUUGAUUUCGAAAUAUAGACCUCAAGCACCCAUUGUUGUUGUCACACGUAAUCCACAAACUGCUCGACAAGUUCAUUUUUACAGAGGUUGUUUCCCCUUCCAUUACCCUAAGGCUUCUUCUGCUGCUGCUACUCGUUUAUCUGCAUCGGCUCAUGCUUCUCACUUGAGUCCUGCUGAAAAUGCACCUUGGCAAGAAGAUGUUGAUACUAGAAUCAGAUGGGGAUUGGAACAAGCAAUGAAAUAUGGUUUGCUUAAAAGUGGUCAACCUGUUGUUGCUGUUCAAGGUUGGAAAGGAGGAUUGGGUAAUACCAACACACUUCGUGUUAUUUAUUCUCCUGCUCAAUAAACGACUAUGACAUUGUUUUUAAGAAAA